This is a messenger RNA of Lobosporangium transversale, 2156 nucleotides long. Its product is annotated as kinase-like domain-containing protein. The record is from RefSeq and is a predicted model, not a curated record. The coding region runs from base 56 to 2092 and encodes 678 amino acids. Gene Ontology annotation, biological process: regulation of MAPK cascade; protein phosphorylation; intracellular signal transduction. The transcript has 9 exons. Gene Ontology annotation, molecular function: protein serine/threonine kinase activity; ATP binding. Gene Ontology annotation, cellular component: cytoplasm. Lineage: Eukaryota; Fungi; Mortierellomycota; Mortierellomycetes; Mortierellales; Mortierellaceae.
UUUUAUUUUUAUUUUUAUUUUUUAUCCAUUCAUUUUCCUCUUCUCACACCUUGAAAUGUCUAUGAUUCCUUCACCAGACGGCCUUGUCCCUCAGCGCCAAGCCCCUCCACCACCAAGACCAUCUACCUCUUCCAAUAGAGAAUCAGCACCAGUACCUCCAAGGGUUCCUCCGCCAAAGAAAGGUCCUCCUCCUCCACAAAAGCCAUCACGACAAAACGAGUCAGGCUAUGCCUACAACAUUUAUAGCAACAGCGGCAACAACAGCAACAGCAACUAUAAUAGCUAUAACAGCAACAGCAGUAAUUCCAGGCUGAAUACGCCCCAUGACUCGUUACGAUCCAAUCAUUCAGAUAACAACUUCAGCUUGACCUCACAGUCAUCUUCGCCAAAAUCUUCUCGUUCCCACCACAGCUUUGACCCCUCUGAUUAUCCAUCAAACCGCUCCACUUUCAAGGGCGUCUUAAGCAACUUUAUGAACUCCAUGACAGACUUGCUCUCAUCAGAUAAAAAGAUUGAGAUCUCCUCGCCCUACAACCCAGUCCAUUUGACACAUGUAGGCUAUAACCUCGACACUGGCGAAUUCACAGGUCUGCCAAAGGAAUGGCAACAAUUGUUGCAAGAGUCCGGAAUUUCAAAGCAGGACCAGGCUGCACACCCACAGGCGGUCAUUGACAUCAUUGGAUUUUACACUGACAGUCAAGAAGGCAAGCAGAACGAUGCUGUCUGGAAGAAAUUUGGGCAGGCCGAGGCAAAGUAUGCCGCCAAGCCUUCUGUACCACCGCCACCUGCGAAGCAAUACCCUUCACCCAAGAGCGACCGCGCUAGCCGUGACCGUCCCCCUCCACCAACACCUGCGCCUCGCCCUGUAUUUGAGAAUACUCGUUUACCCCCUAAUCUACCGCCUAUUAAGAAACCUCCAGUUGUCCGCCCGGUAGAGGUGGUACCGGGCGAUAAACAGGAACUACCGGAUAAGAUGGAAGAAGAGCUUUCGCCCAUAUCAUCUCCGCCACCACUGCCUCCGGCUCCCCCAGUAUCGGCGCCCUUGCCAGCACCCACGCCCAAGGUGCCUCCACCCAAGCCGAAGAAGAUACCCCAUCAUCAAGGCACAACUGUUGUCCCUUCCUCCAAAGCUGGACAUGGCGCUUCAACUGGACCUAGCACUGCAACAAAGCUCCGUGAAAAGAAGGCAGAAAAGGAUGCUGUAAGCUCACAAGAGGUGAUUCGUCGAUUGCAGGCCAUUUGUACAGAUGCAGAUCCAACAAAGUUGUACCGCAACUUGGUCAAGAUUGGACAGGGCGCCUCUGGAGGUGUGUAUACAGCAUAUCAGGUUGGAACCAACUUGUCCGUUGCUAUCAAACAGAUGAAUCUGGAACAGCAACCCAAGAAAGAUCUAAUUAUCAACGAGAUCUUGGUCAUGAAGGAAUCCAGCCACAAAAACAUUGUCAAUUUCAUCGACUCGUUCCUGUACCGUGGAGAUCUAUGGGUUGUCAUGGAAUACAUGGAAGGAGGCAGUCUGACAGAAGUGGUCACUACAAAUGAGAUGGCUGAUCCUCAGAUUGGGGCAGUCUGCCGCGAGGUUCUAUUGGGUUUGGAACAUUUGCACUCCAAAGGCGUUAUCCAUCGUGAUAUUAAAUCCGACAACGUACUCCUGGCGCUUAAUGGAGAUAUCAAACUGACUGACUUUGGAUUCUGUGCACAACUCAAGGAAAGCCAAGGGAAGAGAACAACGAUGGUUGGAACUCCUUAUUGGAUGGCACCUGAAGUAGUGACCCGCAAGGAAUAUGGACCCAAGGUCGAUAUUUGGUCUUUAGGUAUCAUGGCGAUUGAGAUGUUGGAAGGAGAGCCACCAUACUUGAAUGAGAACCCACUCCGAGCAUUGUAUUUGAUUGCGACCAAUGGAACACCUACGCUACAGCAGCCGGAUAAGGUGUCAACAGACUUUAAGAGCUUCUUGGAUCUGUCCUUGGAAGUAGAUCCAGAGAAGCGACCUACUGCAACGGCACUGUUGAAACAUCCCUUUAUUACAAAAGCACAUUCUGUCAGGACGCUGGCACCUCUCAUCAGGGCUGCAAAAGAAAGUCAGCGACAUUAAAGAGAAAAUUCUUACUGACUUGUGUUCACAUUAAUUUUUUUUUACUCUUAUUUUUCUUGUAACA